CAUAAACGAGCAAAAUCUAAAAAGACAAGCUAACUUGUAUUCUUGUGUUGUGUGUUUUAUUUUAACAUGAUUCAAAGCAGCAUAAGGUCUUUCUUUACUAAAGUUAAAGAUAAUGAAGAGAGUGUGGAAAAGGACGGGUACGUAAACGUUUAGCAAUGUUUCAUUUCCACUUUAAAAGACUAGUUACAAAUUACCGAACAAUUAAUUCAUGUUUACCCCAACUUAGAAAAAUUGCCGUCUCUGAUGGGGGCCCCUUGCAAGCGAAACAAAGUGGUAAGAGGCCAAGGAAGUCAAGCAGUGCUGAUAGUUCCCCAGAUGUCAAGAAGGCAUGUCCCUCCAGUGCCUCUCCAGAAAAGUCGGAUAAAGAGAACAAAAAGAAUGUGGAAAAGUCACCUAAAGUAGCUUCGCCCAGUCAAACGCCAGUAAAAUCUCUGCUAGCUAAAGAUUCUGGCGAAAAUGAUUCGUAUAAUCCAAAUGUUGCAAAAUAUCAUCCUCUUGAAGAUGCCACCUGGAGGCAAGGUGAACGAGUGCCAUAUAUCGCCUUAACUCGAACAUUGGAGGAAAUUGGAAGUAUAUCAAGCAGAUUAAAAAUAAUUGAAAUUUUAAGUAACUUUUUCCGUUCUGUAAUACUCCUAAGCCCUGAUGAUUUGUUGCCGUCGCUUUAUUUGUGUUUGAAUAAGCUUGGCCCGGCCUAUGAAGGUCUUGAGCUUGGUGUUGCUGAAACCAGUCUAAUGAAAGCAAUUGCCUCUUCCACUGGUCGAUCGAUGUCGCAAAUAAAAACCGAUUGUCAGGAAUUAGGUGACCUUGGUUUGGUCGCUGAACAGUCAAAAACAAACCAAAGAAUGCUUUUUCAACCUGCACGUCUUACAGUUUUUGGCGUUUUUGAAAAAUUGAAAGAAAUCGCCAAAUUGACCGGACACGCUUCACAAACUAAGAAAAUUGAAAAAAUUCAAACAAUGUUCGUGGCUUGUAAAAAAUCGGAAGCACGAUUUUUAAUCCGUUCACUGACUGGUAAAUUACGAAUUGGAUUGGCAGAACAGUCAGUUUUGCAAGCACUGGCUUUGGCGUGUACUCUAAACCCGCCAAAUUCGAAAUCGCCAGUGAAAAGUGUGAAUGUAGCGAAAAAAAUUGCCUCGGAUGAUUUCAAAGAGAAUUAUGAUAAGUUGGCUCUGAUCCUUAAAACCACUUAUUGCGAGUGCCCUAAUUACGACAUGAUAAUUCCAAGGUUGUUAUCGGACGGAAUUGAAAAAUUGCCCGAAUAUUGCAAACUCACUCCAGGGAUUCCCCUGAAGCCCAUGUUGGCGCAUCCUACGAAAGGAAUCCAGGAGGUUUUGCACCGAUUUGAUGGGCUGAAGUUUACUUGCGAAUGGAAGUAUGACGGGGAGAGAGCUCAGAUUCACAUAAGCGGCAAAGACGUUUUCAUAUUUAGCCGUAAUCAAGAAAACAACACUUCUAAAUACCCCGACAUCAUAUCUCGAAUAGACAAAUGUAAAGACGAAAAGGUGCAAUCAUGUGUUCUUGAUUGUGAAGCUGUUGCUUGGGAUCGAGAAAGAAAAGUCAUUCUUCCUUUUCAAAUUCUCAGUACCCGGAAGCGUAAAGAUGCGGAUGAAUCGUCAAUCAAAGUCCAAGUUUGUGUCUUCAUGUUUGAUCUUUUAUACUUAAACGGCGAAUCAUUAGUGAAAAAACCGUUCAUCGAACGUCGAAAUCUCCUAAAAGAGCAUUUCAAAGAAGUGGAAGGGGAGUGGUGUUUUGUCACUUCUCUAGAUACAAACACUAUGGAAGAAGUCCAAGAAUUCCUAGAGGAGAGUAUCAAGGGAAAUUGUGAGGGUUUAAUGGUGAAAACUUUGGAAAAGGAAGCCACGUACGAAAUCGCCAAACGCUCACACAAUUGGCUCAAACUGAAAAAAGACUACUUGGACAGUUGUGGCGAUACUCUCGAUCUAGUGGUCAUUGGGGGUUAUCUGGGCAAAGGGAAACGGACGGGAACCUACGGAGGCUUUCUCUUGGCUUGCUAUGAUCAAGAAAGCGAGGAGUUCCAAAGCAUUUGCAAGAUUGGAACUGGAUUUUCGGAUGAAGCCCUUCAACAACAUUCUGAAUUUUUGAAAAAUCACGUUAUUCAGGGUCCAAAACCAUAUUACAGGUUUGAUGGGAGUCAUGAGCCGGACCACUGGUUUGAUUCGGUGCAAGUGUGGGAGGUGAAAUGCGCCGAUUUGUCACUCUCUCCCGUACACAGAGCAGGAAUUGGAAUUGUUGAUUCUGAGAAGGGAAUUUCGCUACGAUUCCCUAGAUUUGUCCGUAUAAGAGAGGAUAAGUCUUCAGAAGAGGCAACAUCGUCGCAACAGGUCGCUUCAAUGUAUUCUAACCAAGAACAAGUGAAGAAUCAAGCUGGUACAAGCAACAAAGCGGCCGAGGAAGACUUCUAUUAAGCAAAAUAAUUGAUCAAGUGAACUGAAGUAACAAAAUAUUUAUUUAGUUAUAUGUACAACUCUGUAAUGGUAUACAUUUUUUUAUCACA
Tribolium castaneum (red flour beetle) is the source of this 2515-nucleotide messenger RNA. RefSeq names its product DNA ligase 1 (gene DNAlig1). Gene Ontology annotation, biological process: lagging strand elongation; DNA biosynthetic process; Okazaki fragment processing involved in mitotic DNA replication. Gene Ontology annotation, cellular component: mitochondrion; nucleus. The coding region runs from base 156 to 2426 and encodes 756 amino acids. The transcript is spliced from 12 exons. Gene Ontology annotation, molecular function: DNA binding; ATP binding; DNA ligase (ATP) activity. NCBI's taxonomy places the organism in Eukaryota, Metazoa, Arthropoda, Insecta, Coleoptera, Tenebrionidae. The record is from RefSeq and is marked validated.